Messenger RNA from Neopelma chrysocephalum (saffron-crested tyrant-manakin), 2641 nucleotides. RefSeq names its product ankyrin repeat and SOCS box containing 1 (gene ASB1). Gene Ontology annotation, molecular function: protein binding. Gene Ontology annotation, biological process: protein ubiquitination; intracellular signal transduction. The record is from RefSeq and is a predicted model, not a curated record. NCBI's taxonomy places the organism in Eukaryota, Metazoa, Chordata, Aves, Passeriformes, Pipridae. The transcript is spliced from 5 exons. Gene Ontology annotation, cellular component: ubiquitin ligase complex. Bases 16 to 1083 code for a protein of 355 amino acids.
GGCCGGCGGGGAGAGAUGGCGGAGGGCGGGGACCCCCCGCCCGCCCCGGGCAGCGCAGGUCGGAACCUGAAGGAAUGGCUGCGGGAGCAGUUCUGCGACCACCCCCUGGAGCACUGCGAGGACACCCGGCUGCACGACGCCGCCUUCGUGGGGGACCUGCCCACCCUGCGGAGCCUGCUGCAGGACGAGAGCUUCCAGAGCCGGAUCAAUGAGAAGUCGGUGUGGUGCUGCGGGUGGCUGCCCUGCACCCCCCUGCGCAUCGCGGCCACCGCCGGCCACGGGCCCUGCGUGGACUUCCUGCUGCAGAAAGGGGCCGAGAUCGACCUGGUGGACGUCAAGGGACAGACAGCCCUCUAUGUAGCCGUGGUCAACGGGCACCUGGACUGUGCCAGGAUCCUGCUGGAAGCUGGGGCCGAUCCCAACGGCAGCCGGCACCACCGCAGCACUCCCGUGUACCACGCGGCCAGAGUGGGACGGGCAGACAUCCUGCAGGAGCUCAUCAGUGCUUCCAGCUGCUGCUCCGGGCCGGAGCCGACCCGGAUUUCAACUGCUGCGGGCCCGUCAACCUGCAGGGCUUCUCCAGGGGCUCCCCGGUGUGCGUGCUGGACGCCGUCCUGCGCCACGGCUGCGACGCCGCCUUCGUCCGGCUCCUCGUGGACUUUGGGGCGGAUCUCAGCCUGGUCAAGGUGGAGGCCUUGGGAGUGGAAUCCACGGGAAGGGUCAAAGUCAACCCUGAGGCUCUGGAGGUGUUCAAAGAAGCCAGGGGCCGCCCCCGGAGCCUCCUGUCCCUGUGCCGCAUCGCUGUCCGGAGAACCCUCGGCAAAUCCCGCCUGGAUCUCAUCCAUAUCCUUCCAAUCCCAGACCCCAUUAAACAAUUUUUACUCCAUGAACACACUUAAAGGACAACUGGCUGCUUCCCUGGAUGGUUUGGUUUGCUCAGUUUGCCGAAGCCGGGUGCCGAUCCCAACCCUUUCCCCACGGAGUGCACAUCAUUCCCUGCUCCUGGGAUUUUUUUGCCCUUCCAGAUUUAAGGGGCAGUGGUUCUGUGUGUCCCUCAUCUCCCCAGGGAUUCGCUGGGAAUGAGCCUGAUCGAGGUGUGUGGGUGUUCCCUGAGUAAAUACAAUAUAUCCUGGAGCUGCUGGCAUGAGUGGAGCUCUGUCACUCCUCUGUUCCACACUCCCGGCUCUUCCUGCUGGAGCCUUUCCUCUUCCUAUAGGGUACAAGGAGGCCUCUCUCUGCCACCAGUACUUGGCCUUUUCCUCCUGUGUGAAGUUUGUGAGCAAAAUUAGGGGUGUUUUCCUCUGUCCUCUUCUGGUGGCACAGAAAACCAGGAGUUCCCACCUCCCUUUGACUCCAGAUCCCGUGGCAUGGUCAGGGAAAGCCCUCCCAGAUCCGCCUUCCAGCUCUGUUUUGUUUGUGGAAAAGGGAGAAGAAAGGGCUUUUUGGCUUGAGUUGGGAGACUCAAAUUGGGAGAUUCUGUGCCUGGACUCCUUUGAUUCCCAGUGCCUCUUCGUGCCACAGGCUCCCAGGAAAGUGUCAUCUCCAGGGAGCCAACAGCCUUUCCUCAGGAUCUCAGGGUCAGCUCCUUAGAGGCUCAGGGUCAGUGUGGAGGAAUCCCUGCCAAAAUCCCAGCGUUAGGAGGGCAGAGAUGAUGGUCCCUCAGGAUCUUGGGAAAAAGCUCAGGUGAUAGUUGGUACUUGCUUUUACUUCACUGCUUCAGGUCCUUUCUGGUCCCUGUGUUAGAAGGUGAUUUUUUGGACAGUUUUGCUCUGCCAGAUGUUCUUCCCGUGCUCAUCCAGUGGGCAAAGGGGUUUUUCCAGAUGGGGCUUUAAAGAUCAUCAAAGCCCAGACUGGGUUGGGCUGGAAGGAACCUUACAGCUCAUCUCAUCCCCAACCCCUGCCAUGGGCAGGGACACCUUCCACUAGCCCAGGUUGCUCCACGCCCCAUCCCUAUGGAUUUACCCCAUAGGCCUUGACAAAUGUUCUCUAUCCAGAGCCACAAAUAAAUGGAGGGCUGGAAAAACCCAAUCCCUGAUUAUUUCCUGUUAUUUCAAUUCCAUGGCCUGGAAGAUCCAGCUGCCCCUUCCAUCCUGAUUUUAGCUUAAGGUGGCAAAAGCCAAGGAUGUUCCCAAGCCCUCCCUGGGUGAGAUGGGACGGAUGUGGAGCUGUGAGCAGGUGAGGAGGCAGCAGCUUUUCCCCGUUCCCUUUCCAGGCGAGCAGCUGGUUUCGGUUUUCCCGGUGCCUGCGAGUCGUGUGCUCGCUUUAUGGAGGUGUUAACAUGCCUGGGAGAUGCAAACAAGUUGUAAAAGCCUCUUGGCACCUUGCUGGGGGAUCCCUAAUGUUUUGCAGGAGCACGGGAUGGCCGUGCUCCGGGAGCUCCGGUGCGGAGGGGCGGGAAUCAGGGUGGGUUGUGUCGGGGCAAAGCCACGGAAGCUUUUCGUGGAGUGGCUUUUCCCCCCGGGAUUUUGAGUUGCUUUGCAAACUGGGCGCUCCUGGGUAAAGGUGUGGGGAGAGGGAAUCACAGAAGCCCAGAAUCUCCGAAGUUGGAUCCCUAAGGACCAUCCAGUGCAGCUCCUGGCCCUGCUCAGGACACCUCAGCAACCCCACCCUGACCCCGAGAGCCUUGUCCAAGCUCUUGGUG